AUGAAUUCUUUCGCAUUUGUUAUCGUUUUGCUCCACCUUUCAUUGACCACCGCCGUCAACUUCACUCUGGUCUUCGAGUGGCCCGAUGGAAUGGACUACGAGUGGCCUUCUGAGGCAAGCAGGACAAACGCCUUGAAUGAAAGAACCUUCAAACCAGAGAAUAUUCAACCUCGUUACAUGGCUGUCUACGGAACAAGAAUCUUCCUCAGUUUGUAUAGAUAUGGCAUUCCGGCGAAUCUGGUGUCUUUGCCGACGAGCAGCGCGUCCUCCGCGACCCCGAAGCUCACUCCAGUUCCUUCGUGGGACAUGCAUGGAAAGAGAGACGACUGCAACAAAAUCCAGGCUGCAAGGGGGUUGGAAGUGGACUCGUUUGGAAGGCUGUGGGUGCUUGAUAAUGGAUUCUCCAAAUGCAACGCAAAACUAUGGACCAUCGACUUGGUCAACAACGAUCACACCGAACUAAUUCAUCAUUUUCCUUUUCAAUAUGACAUUCACGACUUGGUGCUAGAUGAAACGCCCAACGAAACCUUGGCCUACAUCUCGUGGAGGGGAGUGAUCGUUUUUAGUUUGGAAAGGAACCAAUCUUGGAUGGUGGACACACCAGGAAUAAAGGUCUAUUCCAUUGCCCUCUCCCCUAAGGAGGAACCGAGACAGCUCUACCUCAGCAAUUUAGAAUCCAAUGAGUUGUAUUCUAUUUCCGUUGCCGCACUUCGCAACGGAACUCGAACUGCAAAUCUACAACUAAUCGGAAGAUGGACUGGAAGACCAUAUAGAAUGCUGAUGGACAACCACGGGACCAUUUACACUGCAUUUUGGUUGAUACACUACGUAUUCUCAUAUAACACUUCCCAGCCAUUCCAGGAGCAGCGUUUUCAUGACGUAUGUUAUGUCAUCAUUUAA
This is a messenger RNA of Cloeon dipterum, 900 nucleotides long. RefSeq names its product protein yellow-like. The coding region runs from base 1 to 900 and encodes 299 amino acids. The transcript has 2 exons. NCBI's taxonomy places the organism in Eukaryota, Metazoa, Arthropoda, Insecta, Ephemeroptera, Baetidae. The record is from RefSeq and is a predicted model, not a curated record.